CUGCGACGCGUCGGACGACCAUCGGUCUUGCCCCUGAGCGUACCCCGCCGACAUUCCACCCAACCGGGACCUCACCGACAACAACACGCCUCGAUCGCCAACUCUCUGGUUUGGAGGACUUUGCUGACCGUGAUUGUUUUUUCUCUACAGGUUCACCUUCAGACCGGCCAGUGCGGUAACCAGAUUGGUGCUGCCUUCUGGCAAAACAUCUCUGGCGAGCACGGCCUCGACAGCAAUGGCGUCUACAACGGCACUUCCGAGCUCCAGCUCGAGCGCAUGAGCGUCUACUUCAACGAAGCCUCCGGCAACAAGUACGUGCCCCGUGCUGUUCUCGUCGACUUGGAGCCCGGUACCAUGGACGCCGUCCGCGCCGGUCCUUUCGGUCAGCUUUUCCGUCCCGACAACUUCGUUUUCGGUCAGUCCGGUGCCGGCAACAACUGGGCCAAGGGUCACUACACUGAGGGAGCCGAGCUUGUCGACCAGGUUCUCGAUGUCGUCCGCCGCGAGGCUGAGGGCUGCGACUGCCUCCAGGGUUUCCAGAUCACCCACUCCCUCGGUGGUGGUACCGGUGCCGGUAUGGGUACUCUGUUGAUCUCCAAGAUCCGUGAGGAGUUCCCCGACCGCAUGAUGGCCACCUUCUCCGUCGUGCCUUCUCCCAAGGUUUCCGACACCGUCGUUGAGCCCUACAACGCCACCCUCUCCGUCCACCAGCUGGUUGAGAACUCCGACGAGACCUUCUGCAUUGACAACGAGGCUCUCUACGACAUUUGCAUGCGCACCCUCAAGCUCUCCAACCCCUCCUACGGCGACCUGAACCAUCUCGUCUCCGCCGUUAUGUCCGGUGUCACCACCUGUCUGCGUUUCCCCGGCCAGCUCAACUCCGACCUGCGCAAGUUGGCUGUGAACAUGGUUCCCUUCCCUCGUCUUCACUUCUUCAUGGUCGGCUUUGCUCCCCUGACCAGCCGUGGCGCCCACUCCUUCCGCGCCGUCAGCGUUCCCGAGCUCACCCAGCAGAUGUUCGACCCCAAGAACAUGAUGGCUGCUUCUGACUUCCGCAACGGUCGCUACCUGACUUGCUCUGCCAUCUUCCGUGGUAAGGUCGCCAUGAAGGAUGUCGAGGACCAGAUGCGCAACGUCCAGAACAAGAACUCUUCCUACUUCGUCGAGUGGAUCCCCAACAACGUCCAGACCGCUCUCUGCUCCAUUCCUCCUCGUGGCCUCAAGAUGUCCUCUACCUUUGUCGGUAACUCUACCGCCAUCCAGGAGCUCUUCAAGCGUGUCGGUGAGCAGUUCACUGCUAUGUUCCGUCGCAAGGCUUUCUUGCAUUGGUACACUGGUGAGGGUAUGGACGAGAUGGAGUUCACUGAGGCUGAGUCCAACAUGAACGACUUGGUCUCCGAGUACCAGCAAUACCAGGACGCUGGUGUUGAUGAGGAGGAGGAGGAGUACGAGGAGGAGGCUCCCCUCGAGGAGGAGGUCUAA
Colletotrichum karsti is the source of this 1482-nucleotide messenger RNA. RefSeq lists its product as uncharacterized. The transcript is spliced from 6 exons. Gene Ontology annotation, molecular function: structural constituent of cytoskeleton; GTPase activity; GTP binding. NCBI's taxonomy places the organism in Eukaryota, Fungi, Ascomycota, Sordariomycetes, Glomerellales, Glomerellaceae. Gene Ontology annotation, biological process: mitotic cell cycle; microtubule cytoskeleton organization. The record is from RefSeq and is a predicted model, not a curated record. Gene Ontology annotation, cellular component: cytoplasm; microtubule.